Molecule: messenger RNA, 2472 nt
Organism: Carcharodon carcharias (great white shark)
Lineage: Eukaryota; Metazoa; Chordata; Chondrichthyes; Lamniformes; Lamnidae
Product: extracellular calcium-sensing receptor-like
Exons: 6
Coding region: 1-2472 (823 amino acids)
Biological process (GO): G protein-coupled receptor signaling pathway
Cellular component (GO): membrane
Molecular function (GO): G protein-coupled receptor activity
Source: RefSeq, a predicted model, not a curated record
AUGUCCAAAGAUGGAGACAUCGUUCUGGGCGGAAUUUUCAGUCUGCACUCCAGUAUAGAGAAUCCGGAGCUUUCCUUUGAAACCCAACCCAAAGCGGUAAAAUGUAAAAUGUUUGAUUUCAGAGAAUUUCGCUUUGUGCGGGCAAUGAUGUUUGCGAUUGAAGAAAUAAACGGGAACCGUACACUGCUCCCCAAUAUUACACUGGGUUACCAGAUUUAUGAUUCCUGUAGCAUGCCAUCCUUGUCUACUAAAGCAGCCUUUGAAAUUUUGGAUGGGCAAAAGGGUGUCCAAUCAGGGGAUGACUGCAGGAAUCUUUACGGUAUUGUAGCUGAAUCUGGAUCCUCCCAGUCCGCCGCAGCCGCAAGGUUACUGAGUCCUUUCAGAAUCCCCAUGGUUAGUUACUUUUCAACCUGUGCAUGUUUGAGCAACAAAAAGGAAUAUCCGUCAUUUUUUAGAACAAUACCCAGUGACUACUUUCAGGCAAGGGCCUUGGCCCAACUGGUGAAACAUUUUGGAUGGAGUUGGAUUGGAACAAUCAACAGUGACAAUGACUAUGGUAACUUUGGAAUGCAAGCGUUCACUGAUGCCGUGAAACAGUUGGGAGUUUGCAUUGCCUUUUCGGAGUCGUUUUAUAGAACCUAUCCCAGGGAAAAGCUACUCAAAACCGUUAGAGCUGUGAAGGAAUCAAGUACAAAAGUUAUCGUGGCCUUUGUUGCUGAAGGUGAUAUGGCUAUUUUGCUAAAGGAGAUCGCAAAACAAAAUAUCACAGGCAUCCAAUGGGUAGGGAGCGAGGCUUGGAUUUCCACACCGAUCCUUUCCUCAGAAGAAAGCCGGAAGUUCCUUAUCGGAGCAUUAGGAAUCGCAAUACGUCAAGUACAUUUACCCAAUUUUAAGGAAUUUCUAAUGCAAAUUCAUCCUUCGGCAGACCCAGGAAAUAUUUUACUCAAAGAAUUUUGGGAAACGACUUUUAGCUGUCGGCUAAGCUUGGCAGAAAACAAGGCGAAUGAGACGGAACAAACUUCUGAAUGUUCAGGCAGAGAGAAUUUGCGAACAAUUAAGAAUACCUACACGGACGCAUCUCGCUUGAGAAUUACGUAUAACGUGUACAAAGCAACAUAUGCUCUAGCGCAUGCUCUGCACAAUAUGCUCUCAUGUGAAACGGUGAAAGGAGCAUCCACUGAGAACAAGUGUAAAAACGUUUCCAAUUUUCAAUCACAACAGCUUUUGCAGUAUUUGAAAGCGGUCAAUUUCACCACUAAGACUGGUGAAACUGUGUAUUUCAACGAAAAUGGGGAUCCAGUUGCAACAUAUGACAUCGUAAACUGGCAAAGCGCUGGGGGUAGCACUGAUGUAGUAACUGUUGGAUAUUAUGAUGGAUCUGCACCUCCAGGCAAAGAAUUAAACAUAAACGAAGAAGCAGUUGUUUGGAGUGAAAACCAGAGGAAGGUACCACAGGCAAUUUGUUCUGAAAGCUGUAUCGUUGGAACAAGGAAAGCUGCCAGAAAAGGACAACCUGUUUGCUGCUUUGAUUGUAUAGAAUGUGCUGAAGGUGAAAUCAGUAACGUGACAGAUUCAGCAAUGUGCCUAAAAUGUCCUUGGGAUUAUUGGUCUAAUGUACAGCGAAACCAAUGCAUACCGAAGAUAACCGAAUUCCUUUCCUUUGAGGAGACCAUGGGGAUUGUUUUAGUGACACUGGCAAUAAUCGGAACCAGCUUCACAGUAACUGUCAUCAUAAUUUUCUAUAUUCACAUAAACUCUCCCAUUGUUAAAGCUAACAAUUCAGAAUUAAGCUUUUUGCUUCUUUCUGCUUUAGCACUGUGCUUUCUCUGUUCAGUAAUGUUCAUUGGAAAACCUUCAAACUGGUCUUGCAUGCUACGUCACACAGUGUUUGGCAUUACCUUUGUUCUCUGCAUUUCUUGUGUUUUAGGUAAAACGUUGGUUGUAAUGAUGGCCUUCAAUGCAACCCUUCCUAAUAAUAACAGGAUGAAGUGGUUUGGGCCAAUGCAACAGCGCCUGGCUGUUUUAAUCCUUAUGUUUGUACAAUGUCUAAUAUGCACUAUCUGGUUAAUUACAUCACCACCCUAUCCAUUGAAAAAUGUUAAAUAUUUUAAAGAUGUAAUCAUUUUAGAAUGUGACGUUGGGUCUGUGACAGCUUUUUAUUGGGUAAUUGGUUACAUUGGAUUUUUGUCCUGUGUUUGCUUUGUGGUUGCCUUUUUAGCCCGUAAACUGCCAGACAAUUUCAAUGAGGCUAAAUUUAUUACUUUUAGCAUGCUUAUAUUCUGUGCAGUUUGGAUAACAUUCAUUCCAGUUUAUAUAAGUUCCCCUGGAAAAUACACCGUAGCUGUAGAAGUGUUUGCUAUUCUGGCAUCCAGCUUUGGCCUACUUAUCUGCAUUUUUCUUCCUAAAUGUUACAUUAUUCUACUAAAACCAGAGAAGAAUACUAAGAAAAAUUUGAUUGGUAAAGUCACUUGA